Molecule: messenger RNA, 2843 nt
Organism: Notodromas monacha
Lineage: Eukaryota; Metazoa; Arthropoda; Ostracoda; Podocopida; Cyprididae
Source: the annotation of a GenBank genome assembly
CAGUUGUCUCAUUAUUUGGACAUGGUCGAGAUCAACAUCGCUGCGCAAAUUGCGCAGAAUUCGGAGGCCUAUUUCAAAACCAUGUCCUGUCACGAUGUUCUGAUGGCGGACUUGAACACGACCACCUCGAAAGUCAGAGUGCUACGUGCGGAAAUGAGCCGCCUUCGGAAGACUCUGGUUGAGGGGCCCAUGCAGAUCAUUGCACUUUUCCAGCAACGAUCCCGAGCGGCUGUUUUGCUUAAAACGUUGAAGGUGAUGAGAACCGUGCACCAAACCCAAGGAACUGUGCAGCUUCUUUUGGCUACUUCUGAUUUUGUCGGAGCCUUGGAUCUUAUUGCCACUACUCAUGAUGUGCUUGAAGAAAACUUGAAAAAUUUGCGAUGUUUUAGGCAUUUGGGGACCCAGUUGAGAGAGCUGGAGAAAAUCAUUGGCCGGGUUCUGGUCACCGACUUCUACCGCUGGGUAACGGGCUUCCUCAACCGCCCCGAGCUCCCAGAAACCCGAAGCAGCGGCGAAGAAGAAGACGGCCGAGACCGACUCUCGGCCAUCGUCUUUGGCCUCGUUAAACUCGGCGAGACGAAAGUGAUGCUGGACACGUUGCGGGAAGAAAGCGGCGCCGCUCUCAAAGCCCUCGUCAAGCAAGUGUUGGCGGAAACGUUGACGCGGAGCGACGUUGUUUCGGCGGCGGUUGAAGACAAGGAGGAUGACGGAGCAAGUGGCGGCGUGGAGGAUGGAGGCGGCAAGAGAGGGGUUGCUGCUGACAUCUCUGGGCUGGAUAUGCAAGCGUGGUUUGCGUUUUUCAAGGACUUGUGCGCCAACGUGGUGGCGUUGUUGAAGCGCAUCAAGAGCCUCAAUGGGUUGAUUGGGGACAUGGUGUCCACUGCUGCGGAAGCAAAUGAAGCCAAAGACGAUGCCGCAAAGAGUGCACGAGUGGAGGAGCUGAUGACGGGCCUGAAUGCAGCAGUCGUGUGGGCCUGCAAUAUGGCUCACGAACGGAUUGCGAGAGUUAUUUUGGCGUCUGGGAAAUGUUUGGACAAGUGUUCCGCUUCGGAUUACCGUGCUUUAAAUACUUGCAUUAAAGAAUUCUCGCUGGCUACUGAACACAUCAGCGGGAAGAAAAUGUCUCACGUUUGGUCAGCGCUUCAUGGUCAGACGCAGAAAUUCAUAGCUCGGUUCCACGACAGUCACAAAGCAAAGUUGGGGAUGCUUUUGGACAACGAACGGUGGCAGGCUGCAAAAGUGCCUCGAGAACUCCAACAGCUGGUUGACAACAUUUUCACCUUGGGAAAGUUCACUGCUUCGCCGAAGCAGCUUCCGGAACAGGACGCCGGAAAUCCGUUUGCAGAAUUGGCGGUUGCUACGUCGCAUCUCGCAGUCGAGGGUCAGCAGUUUAUCGUUGUCGGGGUUGUGCUAAUGUUGGUGAGGGACGUUGGGGAAUAUUGCGACUUGGCGAGAGAGAAUAUUUCAUUGGCGUCGGACUUGUUGACGAGGUUAUCAGACCUCCUGGGGUUUUACAACUCUCGGAUGAGCCAACUUCUACUCGGUGCCGGUGCUUUGAGUUCUGCCGGACUGAGAACCAUCAGCGCAAAAAACCUGGCCUUGGGAUGGAGAAGCUUGCAGCUGGUUCAGGCAAUGUUGCCGCGAAUCAAAGCGUUCUUUGAAGAAAUCCUUUUAACGCGAGCUUCUGGGAUUCGGCAGCUCGAUCAGGUUACUCGAGACGUGGAAGCACACGGGAUGGGCCUUUGCUCGAAAUUAUCGCAAAUCGUGGACACCGGCAUGGAAAUGCAGUUGGCGAGAUGGGAGUUGAAGCCGCCGGUUCCGUCCCUGGCUUUCAAGUCGAUUUGUUUAAUCAGGGUUGUGCUAAUGUUGGUGAGGGACGUUGGGGAAUAUUGCGACUUGGCGAGAGAGAAUAUUUCAUUGGCGUCGGACUUGUUGACGAGGUUAUCAGACCUCCUGGGGUUUUACAACUCUCGGAUGAGCCAACUUCUACUCGGUGCCGGUGCUUUGAGUUCUGCCGGACUGAGAACCAUCAGCGCAAAAAACCUGGCCUUGGGAUGGAGAAGCUUGCAGCUGGUUCAGGCGAUGUUGCCGCGGAUCAAAGCGUUCUUUGAAGAAAUCCUUUUAACGCGAGCUUCUGGGAUCCGGCAGCUCGACCAGACAAUCCUGGUUUUUGAGGUCAGCGCUGAGCAUAGCAACCAAUUUCGAUUGGUGUUGACAUACUUGGUUGCGCGUCAACCAAGAUGCAAGCUGAAUGAAGCUGUGAGCGAUGUUCUGCCGCAUUCCCAAUUGGACGCUAUUUAUAGCAAGGUCCACGCGUCGUUUCGCUCGAGAAUCCAUGCGAACAUCAUCAAGUCGGGGAUCAAGAACGACGGAGGACCUGAUCACGGGUUGAUUACGGCUGAGCUGACGUUUUACGUGGAGCAGCUGAAGAGUUUAAAGUGUUUUGUUGACCCUCGGAAAUUGGAAAGCUUCCACGAGGAAGUGUGGAAGGAAUCGUGAGCGGAUGACGACUUUUUCAUGUUGAACGCUGAAAGUUUUAUCGAUGGAAGAAGAAGAAACAUUCUAGUCUGCGGUGAUGUGAUUUGUACGCCCGUGCACAGUGGUUUCCAAAACGAGGAAAGAGGUGUUUCAAAAAUUUGGCUUGCUGUUGCUUGUUGAUGCUUAUUCGGGGAGGUUAUACUCUUUGCGCACCCUGCAGGGUGAGGGGAUCCAGUAUGUCAAGUGUGGUGAUGCAUUCCGAGGAAAGGAUUAUUUUAUUUUUUGUUGGCAUGAGGAAUUCGUGUAUGAUUUUUGAUGGAUUGUGAUGAGGUAUCACAAAUGAAGUGAGACAUCAACUGAAAACA